AACAUUCUAGAACUCACGCAUAAAUGGAGUAUUGGAGAAAGGAUAGACUUCGUUUUUGCAGUGGAUUUCGCAUUUCAUACAACGAAACUUCAUUCAUAACUGGAAAACCGACAAAACCAAAGCUCGGGAAAACAUACUAAUGGAAGCAAACGUGUUUCUGUUUCCAUUAUAAGCCAAUCAGGUAAUUCCACGUGUUUCUGAAACCCAUUCCCUGUGUAACUUCGAAUCCUAAAAAUCCCAUGAAAAAGCCGGUAAAAAGGUCGAAUUUUGCUUGAAUCUAACCAGAUAGAAUUAGGGAUUCCUUUGCGUAACGCGCUCAUUUCGCAUUGUUUGUUCAGAAGAUGAGAGAAGAUAUUCACGAAUUAAAAGGGUUUGAAUUUUGAUAGAAAUCGGAAGGAGCAGUUUGAUUUUACAAAUGGAGAACCAUAACAAUUACCCUGCACCUUCAUACCCUUACAAUCCUGCCUAUGGCUACCCCAGUGGGCCACCGCCUCCUAAUCAAUACCCUCAGCCUAGUGCGUAUCCGCCUCCUAAUCCCGGUGGACAGCCUGUUUAUCAUCCUCCGCCUGCUGGCCCAUAUGCGGCCUUUCCACCGUAUCCUUACUAUCAAACCCCAUAUGCCUCUCCGCCCCUGAAUUAUCACUAUUCAAGUGCUCCAACGUCGCCACUGCCUCCCCCUUCGGCCCACCAUGCAUCAGAUUAUAUUUCUCACCCUUACCCAUACCAUGGAUAUCCAGCUGCUUCGCCAUCGUCUUCUCCUCCUCCCCAUCCUCACCCUCUGUCAUCAUCAUCAUCAUCAUCUCCUCCUCCUCCUCAGCCUAAUUUUGAGGCAUAUGGUAGCUUCAGAUAUGGCUCGUUUCAUUAUCUCCACCAUCAAGAAUCUGGGCGGUUGCAGCCUCCGGAUGCUCACCCCAUAACCCCUCCUAGAGACAGCGGUGAUCACUCCAGCCAUCAUCACCAUCACCAGGGUAAUGUGUCUCCUAUUUGUGACUCAGCUCACUCAGAAGAAAGUUUUUCAAGCCACCCUCCACUCUAUCCACCUAUUGAUGACCAUUUGGCAAACAUGCAUUUGUCUGAGAUUCAGACGAGGCCACCUUCUGCACCAGCUUCCCCUCCGGCCCCUGCAGCUGCCACUGGUGGUCCUCAUAAGUUUUACUCGGGACCUCUGCCAGUGACUACUACUGGGACAGGGGGUAAACACGCGCAUCAUCACAGAUUUUCAUGGUGGGAGGGACCUUCAAGCAUGAUGGAGUAUCAUCCGCCGUCAUCAAGUAUUGAUAAUAGCAUGCAGCUUGUGCCAGUUUCACCUUCUAAAACAUCUCUAAAGGUUUUGCUCUUGCAUGGGAACUUAGAUAUUUGUAUAUAUGAAGCAAAGAACCUCCCAAACAUGGAUAUGUUCCACAGAACCAUAGGGGAUAUGUUUGACAGAUUGCCUGGUAACUUGACCAGCAAGAUCGAAGGGCAACUGAAAAGUAAGAUUACAAGUGAUCCGUACGUCUCCGUAACCGUAGCAGGUGCCACUUUUGCAAGGACUUAUGUUAUAAGCAAUGAUGAAAAUCCAGUGUGGAUGCAGAACUUUACAGUUCCGGUAGCUCAUUAUGCUGCUGAAGUGAACUUUGUUGUGAAGGAUAACGAUAUUGUCGGGUCUCAGUAUAUAGGAACGGUAUCGAUUCCAGUUGAGCAUAUAUAUGGAGGAGAGCAAAUAAAGGGAAUUUUCCCAAUCCUUAGUGCUAGUGGAAAGCCUAGCAAGGCUGGAGCUGUUUUGAGUCUUUCGAUGAAGUAUACUCCAAUUCAGCAAUUGAGCAUAUACUACAACGGAGUUGGAGCCGGCCCCAAUUAUAUUGGAGUCCCUCAGACUUAUUUUCCUCUCAGGAGAGGUGGUAGAGUGACUCUUUAUCAAGAUGCUCAUGUACCUGAUGGAUGCCUACCGAAUCUGACGCUCGGAAAUGGCAUGCAGUAUGUGCAUGGGCAAUGUUGGCGAGACAUCUUUGACGCGAUACGCCGAGCUCGACGCCUGAUAUAUAUAACUGGAUGGUCAAUCUGGCACAAAGUUAGACUUAUUAGGGAUGAUAAUUCUCUAUCUGAUUACACAUUGGGCGAACUUCUGAGAUCGAAAUCGCAGGAAGGAGUUAGAGUGCUGCUUCUAGUGUGGGAUGACCCUACAUCAAGAAGCAUAUUGGGAUACAAAACAGAUGGGGUCAUGCAAACUCAUGAUGAAGAAACUCGCCGGUUCUUUAAACAUUCUUCUGUUCAAGUGCUUCUUUGUCCCCGAGUGGCUGGAAAGCGCCAUAGCUGGAUGAUGCAGAGGGAAGUUGGAGUCAUUUAUACACACCAUCAGAAAACUGUGAUAGUGGAUGCCGAUGCUGGAGAUAACAGAAGAAGAAUAAUUGCUUUUCUAGGAGGACUAGACCUAUGUGACGGGCGGUAUGAUACUCCACGCCAUGCUUUAUUCAGAACACUGCAAACUUCCCAUUCAGAUGAUUAUCACAAUCCAACUUAUACGGGUAGUACAACCGGAUGUCCAAGAGAACCAUGGCAUGAUUUGCACUGUAAAAUUGAUGGGCCUGCAGCAUACGAUGUCCUGUCUAAUUUCGAGGAGCGAUGGCUGAAGGCUUCAAAGCCUCGCGGCAUAAAAAAGCUGAAGAUUUCGUAUGACGAUGCUUUGCUUCGAAUAGAAAGGAUGCCUGAGAUAUUGGGGUUGACUGAUGCUCCUUGUAUCAGUGAUAAUGACCCUGAGGGUUGGCAUGUGCAGGUGUUCCGUUCUAUUGAUUCAAACUCUGUCAAAGGCUUCCCGAAGGAUCCUAGAGAUGCUAUGCACCGGAACUUGGUCUGCGGGAAGAACCUUCUUAUAGAUAUGAGCAUACACACGGCAUAUGUAAAAGCUAUUCGCUCCGCCCAACAUUUCAUAUACAUCGAGAACCAGUACUUUAUCGGGUCAUCUUACAACUGGAGCCAGUACAAGGAUGUUGGUGCCAACAAUCUGAUUCCAAUGGAAAUCGCCUUAAAAAUCGCGGAAAAAAUCCGAGCACACGAGAGAUUUGCAGCUUAUAUUGUCAUCCCAAUGUGGCCGGAGGGCAAUCCGACAGGGGCUGCUACACAAAGGAUUUUAUUUUGGCAGCACAAAACAAUGCAAAUGAUGUACGAAACUAUAUACAAAGCGUUAGUUGAGGUGGGGCUCGAGGAUGCUUACACACCUCAAGAUUACUUGAACUUUUACUGCCUUGGCAACCGUGAGGCUCUUGAUGCAGGCGAGGCGCCCGAUAAUCAGCCCAUAACCAACAAUCCUCAGGGGCUCAGCCGGAAAAGCCGCAGAUUCAUGAUCUAUGUUCACUCAAAAGGUAUGAUAGUUGAUGAUGAGUAUGUAAUCCUGGGGUCUGCAAACAUCAAUCAACGAUCGAUGGAGGGCACUCGAGACACGGAGAUCGCGAUGGGAGCGUAUCAACCGCAGCACACCUGGUCAAAAAGACUAUCUAGUCCUCAAGGACAGAUAUAUGGAUAUAGGAUGUCUCUAUGGGCGGAGCAUGUAGGGUUUUUGGAAGAAUGCUUCACACGGCCGGAGUCCUUGGAGUGCGUUCGACGUGUAAGGUCGUUAGGUGAAGCCAACUGGGAACAGUUUUCAUCCCCACAGGUCUCAGAGAUGAGGGGGCACCUUAUAAAGUAUCCUGUGGAUGUCGACCGGCAGGGCAAAGUGAAGCCUAUCCAUGGUUUCGAAACCUUCCCAGACGUUGGAGGUAACAUCGUUGGAUCAUUCAUUGCCAUACAGGAAAAUCUAACCAUAUAAUUCUCUCUUUUUUUUGUAACACACACAAAAUUUUGUUCAAGGGUUCAAUUGCUUGGUUUGGUU
Messenger RNA from Salvia splendens (bonfire salvia), 3844 nucleotides. RefSeq names its product phospholipase D gamma 1. Gene Ontology annotation, biological process: phospholipid catabolic process. Gene Ontology annotation, cellular component: plasma membrane. Lineage: Eukaryota; Viridiplantae; Streptophyta; Magnoliopsida; Lamiales; Lamiaceae. The record is from RefSeq and is a predicted model, not a curated record. The transcript has 11 exons. Gene Ontology annotation, molecular function: D-type glycerophospholipase activity. Bases 416 to 3781 code for a protein of 1121 amino acids.